ACGUUUCCGCAGACAAGACGUCCGUCACGGGAACGCGGCGCAGCAGUGCUUUGGCCAGCAGUUCAUUGGUGAAGUCCUGGAGAGGACUGAGGAGCGACUUGUUUAUGGAAUAGAGUACAACAGCACCCUGCUGGAGUGCACCCCUCGGACCUUACAAGCAAAAGUAAUUUGGUUUGUCCAGAGAGCACAUGAAACUAAGAAGGAAGAGGUGAAGACAGAUGAUAGAGUAAUAAAAAUGGACCUUGGCCUUUUAUUCCUGAAGCUGCAUCGACUGGAUGCAGGAACUUAUUUCUGUCAGACAGUGGAACACAGCAUUGUUCACACUGUCAGGAAAAUCACCCUGGAAGUAGUUGAGGAAGAACGAGUGGAUGAAAUGUUCAAUAAAGACUAUGAGGAGGAGAUACCUCACAAAAUGCCAUGCCCAAUGCAGAGCAGUAUACCUCAGGCUUCAAAGCCAUGGUAUAAAGAAUUUCUUCAACUGAUAGGUUACAGCAACUUCCAAAGGGUGGAAGAAUACUGUGAAAAAGUGUGGUGUACAGAUAAGAAGAGAAAAAAGCUGAAAAUGUCCCCAUCCAAGUGGAAAUAUGCCAACCCUCAGGAGAAGAAGACAAGGAUCAGGCCAGAGCAUUACCGGUUGCCCAGGAACAUAGCUGACUCUUGAUGGACAAAAUCCAUCCACCGUUUCUGAUUAAAAUUUUAUUUGGACUUAAGAGGGAGAAAUCAGUCAUGGUUUGAAUAAAUCUCACAGGUUUAUAUAUGUAAAAUAUUGGGACUGAAAACAAAAAUGCUAUGGUAAGUUAUAUUGUACACUCAUGAUGACUGUUUAGAAGCAUUUAAAUGAAAUCUUCCCAGCUAUCUGGUUCUAAGUAAGUCAAUGCAAUCAGAGUUUUGCAUUAGGGAGGACGUGACAAUCUUCAGACUCUGAGUGCUUGAAUCAGUUUCCUGUGUGGAUCGUGCUUGCGCUGUAUAUUGUUGCACAUGAUGGCAUAUUUAACAAAUUCAAAUAGCUAGAGCAUUCACAGGUGGAUGACAAGUGUGACACAUAUCUUUUCUUUGUUUCACAAAUUUCUCAUGCUUCUGAAAGCAGCACGUCUUAAGAUCUUAUUCCUUUUGAUUGCGACCUGUCUGAGUUUAUCACUGAGAACAAAGAGUUGUGUUAAUACAGUGUACUGCUAUUUCUAAAGAUAAUGAACAGAAAUUCUAUUUACUUCCCACCAUUUUUUGGGGUAUCAGUCAUUUAUGAAGCGCAGUGUCUCCCACAGCUAAAUUGUYUUGCCUGGUAACUUGAUGUAAAUCACAUGCAUGCUGAGAACACAGACAGAAUGAAAUUCAUCAAUUUAUCUACAUAAGAAGUUGAAAUAAUGGUUUAGAUCGAAAAUGAGUCCAUCUUGUGUCGGUGCAUUGCCUCAGUGGUAACGCGAAUUAAGGGAUCGCCCUCUUGUGGCAAAAGAAAGCGAAACCCGAUAUUUAAAUUUGUUUUCUGAAGAAAUACGUGUUAGCAGAGAAGUAUUAGCGAGAUCCACAGCUGGUUUGCUUUCAGCAGACACUUUUAGUCUCCAUGUGCUAAACUCACAGAUUUAGAAGGCAGUGCUGGAAGUAAUUUAUACUGGAAAGGCAGCAUUUAAAAUAAGCUUUGCUUUAUGUUGUUAAUGUGCUUUUGCGGUAAAAUGCAGUCAUAAAAAGUUAGGAUGAAGAUUAGAAACAAAACCAGUAUCAUGCAGCUGGUUUCUAUAGUUUCAGGAUCUGCUCCACACAGAUCUUUUUCUGAUGUGUGAUCUCUWGUCUAAAGGGCUGCUUUUCUGCUCUUAUGAGUGAUACCAGGAAAAGACACCAAAAAAAAACUAAGUCACUUACAACCUAGGUCUUUCAAGGCAUACUUUAAAAAAAAAAAAUGUAUGUAUGUGUAUAUAUAUGUCUAUAUAGAUCUAGAUAUAAUAUACAUAUAGAUCUAUAGAUAUAUAUMUUGCUUGAAAUACAAGAAUCCAGAUGCAGAAAAUGAAGAAAAACUAGCAUUUCACCACCUGAGAAAUUUAGGAUUACAAUGUGGAUUGGAUUUUUGAUUUUUUUUUCAAUUUAAAAUAUUUUAAAAAUGAAAAAUAACUUGAACACAAGUUAAAUAUAAACCCAAAAUAAACAUAAACCCAAAUUAAACAUAAAMACAAAUGAGCCACAUAUGAAUUAUCUCCUAAAAUAAGAAUAUGAUGCCAAUAGGGGAAAUGACCAAGAUGAUCCAGUUUUUUAUGCCAUCAAGAAAAUGCACAAGGGAUUCAUAAGCUACAMAGGGUUUCAUGUUGAGCUUCAAGUAACAGAUAUUGUGGUUUGCAYUGUUAACWAAUGCAGCAGUCGAUGCUMACCCAGUGUUUUCCAAACAAGCUGYUUGUGAGAAGAACUCACAGCUGCUGGCAGGACCAGUGAGCUUUGCUGUGCUCCUCUGGGAGCAGACACUGUCCCAGUGUUUGGACAGAACACAUGGCACACUGUCAGCAGCCAGUGUGAGGAAAACAGGAUUUCACCUGGUGUGGGUACAGCAGSAGAUAAAUCUCCAUCAGCCUGUUAAGGGAAUCAGUAGUCUGWGAGUUUGCAUUUCUCUUAGCUACAAUAUCCCUCUUAGAGAUGAGACUGGAAAUUCUGCCCAUCCUUGCAUGAAUCCAGGCAGCAGCUAGCUGUGAUCUGAUAGARGAGACUGGAUAAAUUCAUGUUUCUGUGGCAGUUUAAUGGAAUUUAGUUGCAUUUAGGAUCUCCUGCAUGUCUACAGCUAAAUGAAAGGUGCCAGCACUGAAGGCUGUGGCAGAGAAUACACACAGAACAAGCAUCCCUGAUCUGUACUUAAUCAGCAAUACAAACCUCACUGAUAUUCUUGGUGGAAAACUUUUAAAACACUACUAAAAUCCUUUUCUGAUUAAUUAUGGAGUCCACUUAUUUUAAAAAGCAAUGGGAAUUAUUUUUUACUUUUUUGGUUCAUUUGCAAGUAUCUAGUGCUAAAUGUAUCAUUAAUGAACUAUUAGAAAGGAAUUAUAGAAUCUCAGCCUCAUGGAGCAAAUAUAACUUUGUGUCUCAUUCUCAGAGAUUUCAGGUGGACAUCAUGUGAUAUGGAAAUCAGGAUUCCUGAUUUAAUAUGAGAGUGUGUAUUUUUAGCUACCCAUCCCUUUAGUGUUUACAUGUGGAGAAUUGCAUUACCUCUUUAUUUGCCUUUUAAACUUUAAAUUUGUAGCUUAUACCUUGCUCCUGUCAUGGUUGCAAUGCCUGUGAGAAUUCAGAACUACAAGGUCUUGUUCAAAGAGUGCUCUGACAUCUAUGGAAGAAGAGAGAAAGAGUGAAAAUGUACUUUGGAAGGAUAUGCACAAAUGUGCAUUUAACACAAUGUUAUUUAAAAUGCUUCUUUGUAUAUUUGGGGGGCAUUGUCUGCUUCUUUUCAUUAUGAGUUUGAUGUAUUUUGUAUGUGCAUGAAAUGGUCAAAUUAUAAAUAUAAUUAAGAAUCAUA
Malurus melanocephalus (red-backed fairy wren) is the source of this 3481-nucleotide messenger RNA. RefSeq names its product semaphorin-3E-like. NCBI's taxonomy places the organism in Eukaryota, Metazoa, Chordata, Aves, Passeriformes, Maluridae. The annotation marks the transcript as partial. The transcript is spliced from 3 exons. The record is from RefSeq and is a predicted model, not a curated record. Gene Ontology annotation, molecular function: semaphorin receptor binding; chemorepellent activity. Gene Ontology annotation, biological process: negative regulation of axon extension involved in axon guidance; positive regulation of cell migration; semaphorin-plexin signaling pathway.